AUGUCUCCGGCAGGGUCUAGUAGGUGGUGUCCGACACCGGAGCAAGUGAUGAUAUUAGAAGAGAUGUAUAGGGGUGGGAUUAAAACCCCGAAAGCAUCUCAAAUACAACAGAUCACUUCACACCUCUCUUUCUAUGGCAAGAUAGAAGGCAAAAAUGUGUUUUAUUGGUUCCAAAACCAUAAGGCCAGGGAGAGGCAGAAGCUUAGAAGGAAACUUAGCAAGCAACUUCAAUUACAGCAACAACUUUAUCAUCACUACUUUGAUUCUCUGCAUUCUCCUUCUUUUCAACAUCUUCCUUACUAUAACUCACCCAGUCCUUUUCCACAGGUAGGGGUUCAUGAGGGUGCAGCGAAAGCAGAAAAGCAGCAGAUGAUGAACUACACGUGGAAGUUGGAUGUACCUAAAAGAGCAGACAUUGAUAAGUCUAUGAUGAACAUGUACGGUGGUGAUUGGUUGAUGAUGGUUGAUUUGGGUCCCUCUUUAUCAUCAUCACCGUGCUACUUCGCCACCACCAGACCUCCCCUUAAAACCCUCGAACUUUUCCCAGUCACAGCUUCCAGUCUCAAGGAAGAGUGCAACAACAGCUAA
Messenger RNA from Hibiscus syriacus, 588 nucleotides. RefSeq names its product WUSCHEL-related homeobox 3-like. The coding region runs from base 1 to 588 and encodes 195 amino acids. Gene Ontology annotation, biological process: plant organ development. NCBI's taxonomy places the organism in Eukaryota, Viridiplantae, Streptophyta, Magnoliopsida, Malvales, Malvaceae. The transcript has 2 exons. Gene Ontology annotation, molecular function: DNA-binding transcription factor activity; DNA binding. The record is from RefSeq and is a predicted model, not a curated record.